AUGCCCGCCUACCCGACAUAUACGACUUUGCACAUCUGUCUCCACAUAGCCCAUUAUUCCAUCCCAUCCUGUAACUUGACCACGAAACACACAACACCACCGGCCAUCAUAUCACCAUCCAUGGAGAGAGAACGGCAAUACCUCCGCCCGAGGGUAGGGGGCACUGUGACCCCGGGCUCUGACACCCGCCUGAACAGUCGGCCAGCCGAGUGGCCUGAGUGGGAAGGCCAGCAAGGUCGAGGAGAUCAACAACAACAGCAGCAGCAGCAGCAGCAACCCAAGUCUAUCCUCCGCAAGUCAGUUAGGCCAUCGACAAGGCCACGCCGCAACUCGGACACGUCCGUCACAUCUUCCAACAUCCCCGGAGUGGGCGCCGGCAGUGACUCGGAGCUGGGGGUCAGACCCUCGCCCAGAGCCCACCACAUCUCAGCUGCCUCCACGCCAACAGCAUCGCCGACAGCGUCGCCCAUGCUCUCACCCUCUCUGCCGUCAGCCUCUACCAGCAUCCUGCCUCGCAAGGUCCUGAAGGCCAAGUUCCCAGGGGUGCCUGCUGAACGACAAGGGACUGUGAACCUUCGGCCCUCCCGAGCCUCUUCUUCCACCUCCAACCUCCCACCCAGCUAUCAUGGGCCACCACCAUCCGUGGCAUGCAAUGUGCUUUCCCCCCAGUUCAUGCCUGAUAAUAACAGACAACUGGUUCACUCGGGUCAUCACGAAGCCCGCCAGGAGCACUACGACCGCCCCGAUCGGCGCGAUUACCGCUCUGAUCCGGACCCCGAAACCGAAUCUGUUUCCUCCACCUCGGAGCUCUCGUCCACAACAGAAGCCACUACCGUCAUCUCGGAAUCCUCCGAGUCCUGCGAGAGUGAUGUGACCACUACGGAGGCCAACACCCUUGCCAACACGGGCACCAGAACGCCCUCCGUUCGCUUCACACCCAGUGUCAUCGGCUCUUCAUCCAGUGUCGUUAGCUCUGUCGCGCCAUCCAAGAAUGCCCCCCCUCCUCCCAGCCGCAAGGUCGUCAGACACCGGGUUGGCGGGCCUCAACCAAGGCUCACAUCUUCUGCCGACCGAAGUCUCACCGGCGGAGGUCGUAUCAAGCUGCUCCCUUCCAGCGCACCCCCCGUCGACACCAGAUACCAAUGGGACCUGGAGCAACGCCAGCAGGACCUUGAGCGGAACAUGAUGCACAGGAUCGAGCAACUGGAAGCCGAGACACGCGCCCUUCGUGAGAGCGAGGCCAAACUCAAGAUGGACCUCGAAGACAGCGCUGCCCAGAUAUCCGCCACCAUGCGAGAAAAGUCUAUGGCUGAGGGUGAGCGCGAUCUGGCUCGCAACGAGAGGGCUGCGCUGGAGAGGGAGCGUGAGCGUGAGCGUGAGCAGGAGCGCAGGAGCAGGGACGAGCUUCUCUCCAAGCUCGACGCGCAAAAGGCGAUCAUCGACGAGUUCCGCAGCAACUCAGACCUCACCAAGGGCAUCCUGGACGAAGUUGAAAAGGAACGCGACGUUGAACGCACCGACAAGGUUGAACUCUACGGCAAGCUCGAGGCCACCAAGCAAGUUAUGGACGAGUUCAGGAACACGAUGGACCUGCAAAGGGUCAUGAUCAUGGAGGCUGAGCAGAGCCGUGACGACAUCAGGGAGAUCAAGGACAAGCUCGAAGUCAGGGUGCAGGAUCUUGAGAGGGAGCUCGAGAAGCUCCACAUCGACCGCAAGGAGCAUGAGGAUCUCUUGUCUCAACAGAUCGUUGCUCUGGAUGUUCGCAACAGUGCCCUCCUUGAGCAGCGUGACAACAGAGACAAGGAGAUCGCGGAGCUGACGACCAUGCGGGAUGCUAUGAAAGAGGAGACUGAAGCGCUCAAGGUUCGGGUGUCGGACUUGAUUGCAGAGAAAUUGGCCGCCGAGGAGGAACAGCAAAACAUCAAGAUUAAGGCCAGCGGGGAGCUGCAGGAGGUCAGAAGGGCAGCCGAGGAGGAGCAGCAGAGAAUUACAGAGGCUGCCGUGGAGGAGCAGCAAAGGAUCACCAAGGCGGCCGAGGAGGAGCAACAGAGAAUUGCACAGGCUGCAGAGGAGGAGAGACGGAGGAUCACACAGGCAGCCGAGGAGGCGGAGCAGGCUCUGAGAACGACAUUUGCGGCCGACAGGGAGGCUCUUCAAAAGGAGAUUGACGAGGGUCAGCAGCCGCUGCGGGCUCGCAUCGAGGAGCUGGAAAAGGAGAGGGAUGCGUUGGAAGCUGCCAAGGCUGCUUUGGAGCAAGAAAGGAGCGACCUGCAGUCGGCACUCAAUACCGCCAACGAAGAAAUUGCCGCUCUCAAAGUCCAAGUGAAGGAGCUGACACUGUCCAGUUCCGAACAGGCCACCAAGAUUUCUGCUCUGGAGGAGGAGCUUGCAUCAACCCAGACAGAGGUCAGCAGCCUCAAGGCCCGGAUCGAUGGUCUCGAGUCGGACAAGCUCGGCCUUCAGCAGAAGCUCUUGGAUCUCCAGGUCGACCUUGGCGGCAAGCAAAUUCAGAUCGAGGCGCUCACAACCGACCUUGCCGGCUCUAAAGAGGCCAACAUCUCUCUUGCCAGCCAGAAGAUUGAGGUGGCCAACCACCUUAACACGGUGCAGGAGUAUCUUGUCGCUGCCAGUGCCGAGAUUGCACAGCUCAAGACGGAGAAGGGCACGAUCCAAGUCGAGGCGGACAAGGUUGCUGGCCUGAUGAGUUCCAAGGCGGCACUCGAGGACAAGGUUGUGGAUCUCGAGGGCAAGAUCUCGACACUGGAGAGCAGGAUUGCCGUGCUCCAGGCCGAAGCGGACAAGAUCCCCGGCCUCAUGGGCGAGAAGGAGGAGGCGUUGUGUCAAAUCUCGCAGCUCGAAGGAAGGAGCGUCGAUCUCCAAGUACGAAUCGGUGAACUCCAAGCUGAGCUCUAUGCCAAAACCACUGAACUGGAAGGUAAGCUGGCGCAGGUCCAAUCUGAGGCGGACAAGGUCCCUACCAUCGAGGCAGCUAAAAUUGUUCUCGGAGGCAAGGUUUUAGAGCUUCAAGCCAAGGUUGUCGAGCUGCAGACCGAGCUUGCCAAGGAUCCAGAUGCAGUGGCGGCGGCACUCAGAGUCGAGCUGGAGAUCAAGAGUCAGGAGAUCACGCGCCGUGUGGGUGAGAUCACGGCACUGACAGAGAGCAACUCGGCGCUGUCGGCCGAGCUUGGGGCCACCAAGCAGCAGCUCGAGACGUUGCACAGCUCCUACAACAGCAUCACCGAGUCCUACAACCAGGCAACCGAGCAGAUCAUCGAACUCCAGCACAAGGUUGAGAAGCUGACCCCCUCUUCGCGCCGGUCCAGCCGGUCCCGCAACGCCUCCCCGCAGAAGAAGGACAAGGAGAAGGACAGGGAAAAGGACAAGGAGUCCAGCAGCAGCAAGAAGGAUAAGCAACGGGAACUUGUGGUGGUGCGCAACCCUGGCGACCGAGGAGGAGCACUGUCAGUCAUGCUUCAAAUCGCUGCCGCAAUCUGAAGUUAACACAGAGCCCUCACUAACAUGGGUUUACGUCUGCAGGCAUCUCGUCAGAAAAAGCGAAAUAAAACGCAAUUCUCGAUCUUCAAGCGUUAACUCGACUCCCACUCCGAGCCCCCGCCAUUCCGACGCUUCAUUUGCCUCCUCGUCCAAAUGCUGAGCUCAGCACGACACAUGCCACAAGACCUCUCUACGCGGCCAACACUAAC
Podospora pseudopauciseta is the source of this 3704-nucleotide messenger RNA. RefSeq lists its product as uncharacterized. The record is from RefSeq and is a predicted model, not a curated record. The coding region runs from base 1 to 3495 and encodes 1164 amino acids. The transcript has 2 exons. Lineage: Eukaryota; Fungi; Ascomycota; Sordariomycetes; Sordariales; Podosporaceae.